UUGACGCCUCCCCCUUUACUCCAUAAUGACGCCUUUUGACGCCUCAUUUACUAUCUCAGAUGAAACGCAUUUUUCUCGAGUAAUCCGUGUCAGAUUUGACCAAAGUUGUAUCCAAAAUAAAAAGUAUAAAUUCGUUAAUAAAUGGUGUUAUUUGUGUUGAUGAAAUAAUUGUUCAUCAACGUGAAUUAUAAAUUUAAACUUGUUGUUUUCUUUUUUUUUAACGCCGUCGCCAUUUUGUCUAACUUUUUGUUGACAACUUUUGAAAGCAGCCGAAAUCGAAUUAAACACGAUUUCUGUCAUGCGUCAUUUAAAAAACUGUCAAUUAAAUGCACUAUCUUCAUUUUGUACGAUAUAGUUUGAAGUGAAUUGAGCGCUGGUAAGAUUUUUUGAAUUUCUAAAAUGAUGAAGAUCAAGUCGAUGUUUGUCCAAGUUUAAAACAACAAGAAAAUUGCAAUCAAAUGAUCUAUAAAUCGUAAUUGGCCUUAAAAUAACAUUUGGAAUAUCAGGAAUUCAUUUAGGAAAUGAAAGCUAUGCAGUCGAUGUCAUACCGUUCUGUUUUACGACACAUUUUGGACAAGAAGUUGAUACCGUGUAAAAUGUAAACAUGUGAAUUCUUUGGGGAAUCCCUUUUCAGACUUCCGGCGAUUACGCAUCAACGAGUCAUACAGUGGGCGGGAACAUAUAACUAUUAUCAACCAGAAAUAAUUAACCUUUCAUUGCAUUUUUAUGAUAUAUCUGAUGAAAAUUGAAUCUGUAAGCCUGGAAUUUUUUUUUUGAGAAAUUGAACGUAAAUAAGCAGUUUUUCAACUUUUUCUUCUCGGACUUCAAAACCCCGCCCACAACUCGGAAUCAACAAAAAUAGUACCCCACUUGCACCGCUGUUUUUUCAUUAAAAAGACGAAAUCCUUUCAUUAUCGAACUUUAUUUUAAUAAAAACAUCCAUACAGUAUUCCGUGAACUUCUAUGUUCAUGAUAUAUCAUUUUGCCAAAAAAAAUACACAGCUUUUACUUUUGUGUACUUGGAGAUUCAUUUUGGGUAAUAAAAACAUGGCCGACUGAAGGAAUGGAUAUUUUCCUUUCUUCCCAAUCCUCUCAAUUUUCGGGAUUCGUAUUAUCAGAUUUGGAGGACGAAAGUGAUAGUCCGGGUUCUGUUAGCCCACCUAGUUCAGUGAGAACAUCAGAAUUAUCGUUUGAAGAAGAAUCUGAUGGAGCUUCAGAUCUUUCUGACAGAAACCCGGAUUCUGACAUUGAGGAAGAUAAUGAUGAAUUGCCAGACAGUGAUGGGGAGUAUGAUUCUCAGUUAAGUGAAAUACCCAGCAGCCAACUAACAAGUACAUCGGAUGAGGACUUUUGGUCAGAACAGCUGGAGGAUAUUGAUAUUCCUGAUUUUAGUGAAAUGACAGGUCCUGUGCACAUGUUGCCAUUGAAUGCACAAGCUGUUGAUUUUUUCCAGUUGUUUUUUGAAGAGAGAUUCUUUCAACACCUUACAGAGCAAACUAACCUGUAUGCCCAACAAACUUCUGAAAAUGACCAGCAUUGGGAAGAGGUUACAACUGCUGAAAUUAAAGCAUUCAUUGGAAUCAACAUUUUGAUGGGAGUGAUGCAGCUGUCAUCAUACAGACUGUACUGGAGUUCAGAUCCCUUCUUAGGAAAUGCUGGCAUAAGAAGUGUUAUGACCGAAAACAGAUUCUCAAAACUAUAUCAAUAUAUACAUGUCAACAACAAUCAAACAGCAGUUCCAAGGGACAGUGAAGGUUUCGACAAACUACAUAAAGUAAGACCAAUGAUCAACAUGGUAGAUCAUACUUUCAAAGACCAUUACAAACCAAAACAGAAUCAAACAGUGGAUGAAGCAAUGGUUAAAUACAAGGGAAGAUUCUCAAUUAAACAGUACAUGCCAGGAAAACCAAUCAAAAGAGGCAUGAAAGUCUGGAUGAGGUCUGACUCUUCAUCUGGAUAUUGUCAUCAAUUCAACGUAUACAUGGGCAAGGACGAUCCAAAUAAAGGACCAAAACUAGGGGAAAAAGUGGUGAAACUGCUAUGCAAGGAUCUUAAAUGGAAAGGACACCAUAUAUAUAUGGAUAGAUACUUUACAUCAGUACCAUUGUUGAGAUGUUUGGAAAGAAAUGGCAUUUAUGGAUGUGGUACAAUAAAAUGCACAUCAAUUGGUCUUCCAGAUGACAUAACAGAUCCCCCAAGGAUGGCGCGAGGGGAGAGCAUUGCAUGCCAGAAUGGAAAUUUGGUAGCAACUGUGUGGCAAGAUAAGAAAAAAGUACAUUUCCUGUCUACAAAUUCUAACCCGACAGGUGAAGGGUCCACUUUCAGAAGAGAAAAGAAUGGUAAUAGAGUCGAAAUCGAUAGGCCACCUCCAGUUGAAGGUUACCAUAAUUAUAUGGGAGGUGUGGACAGGAACAACCAGUUGCGUGCCAAAACACCAGUCGGUAGACCAGCUAAAAAGUGGUGGAAAUACCUGUUUUUUUAUAUGAUUAAUUUAUGCAUUACAAAUGGAUAUAUAGUUCUGAGUGAAUCAGUUGGGUAUCCGCCAAGAAAGAAGAGAUAUUCUUUGUUGGAUUUUAGAAUUGAAGUUGCAAAGCAGCUUAUAGGAAAUUUUACCAAAAGAACAAAGAAAACUGUUAACAAGCAAUUGAAUAAAGAUCAUGUCAGUGUUCGCUUAAAUAGAAAUAAAAGAAGGUGUAAAUGGUGCACCAAGCAGGGUGAAAAAAAGCGAAAAGAAACUGUCUAUGGCUGCAUUAAUUGCAACAUUCACUUAUGUAAAGAAGCAUGCUUUGGACAGUAUCAUGAGGAACAUGGAUUACCAUUUAAUUAAAAUACUAGAUAACAAAACAAAUUUAUAUUGAUUUUUUUGUGCUAUGUCAUGGCCAUCAUAGUGAAUGAAAAGAUUUUUUUUGAUGCUGUUUUCUAUGGACUGCUGUUCAAUUUUCAUAUUUUAAACAAAUUUCUCUUAGUUGCUUUGGAUGAUAUUUGUUGCUACGGAAACAUAUCCUGA
Molecule: messenger RNA, 3007 nt
Organism: Mytilus trossulus (common blue mussel)
Lineage: Eukaryota; Metazoa; Mollusca; Bivalvia; Mytilida; Mytilidae
Product: piggyBac transposable element-derived protein 4-like
Exons: 5
Coding region: 1064-2827 (587 amino acids)
Source: RefSeq, a predicted model, not a curated record